Cinclus cinclus is the source of this 1723-nucleotide messenger RNA. RefSeq names its product TATA-box binding protein associated factor 8 (gene TAF8). Lineage: Eukaryota; Metazoa; Chordata; Aves; Passeriformes; Cinclidae. The record is from RefSeq and is a predicted model, not a curated record. Gene Ontology annotation, biological process: transcription initiation at RNA polymerase II promoter. Gene Ontology annotation, molecular function: protein heterodimerization activity. The coding region runs from base 1 to 939 and encodes 312 amino acids. Gene Ontology annotation, cellular component: transcription factor TFIID complex. The transcript has 8 exons.
AUGCGGACAGCUCCAUAUGGCUCCAAGAUGGCUGACACAGCGUCCGGGGGCUCUGGCACGCGGGCGGGCAGCAAGCAGGCGGGCACUCCAGCGGACAAUUACCACCUGGCACGGCGCCGGACGCUGCAGGUUGUGGUCAGCUCGCUCCUGACCGAGGCCGGCUUCGAGAGCGCCGAGAAAGCCGCGGUGGAAACGCUGACCGAGAUGAUCCAGAGCUAUAUUUCAGAAAUUGGGAGGAGUGCCAAAUCCUACUGCGAGCACACAGCCAGGACCCAGCCCACGCUCUCGGACAUCGUGGUGACCCUCGUGGAAAUGGGGUUCAAUGUGGAAACUCUUCCUGCCUAUGCCAAGCGUUCCCAGAGGAUGGUGAUCACUGCCCCUCCAGUGACAAACCAGCCUGUGACCCCCAAAGCCCUGACAGCUGGGCAGAACAAGCCUCAUCCACCCCACAUUCCCAGCCACUUCCCAGAGUUCCCAGAUCCUCACACGUACAUCAAGACACCUACCUACCGGGAGCCGGUGUCUGACUACCAGGUGCUGCGGGAAAAGGCAGCUUCCCAACGCAGGGAUGUGGAAAGGGCCCUCACACGCUUCAUGGCCAAGACAGGAGAGACCCAGAGCCUCUUCAAGGAUGAUAUCAGCACAUUCCCAUUGAUUGCUGCCAGGCCUUUCACUGUGCCCUACCUGACAGCUCUGCUCCCCUCCGAGCUGGAAAUGCAGCAGAUGGAGGAGACGGAUUCCUCGGAGCAGGACGAGCAGACGGACACCGAGAACCUCCCGCUGCACAUGAGCACGGAUGAUGCAGGACCUGAGAAGGAGAACACCUCAGUGCUGCAGCAGAACAGCUCCCUGGCAGGCAGCAGGAACGGGGAGGAGAACGUGAUCGACAAUCCCUACCUGCGGCCCGUGAAAAAACCCAAAAUCCGCAGGAAGAAGUGAGGGGAGACCCAAAAUUCCUUUGGCUGCUCUGGGAAACACACACGGGGUCAGGAGAGGCAGUCCAGCUGAAGAAGGAUCUCUCUGCAUGGUGAACUGCACUCCCAUCCUGCUUUCCUGUGCUCCCUCUUCCUUCUGCUCACUGGGAUGGUCCAGGAAAACCACCUGGGAAUUGUCUGGGGGACUUGGGAUUCCACCGUGGGGAGGAUUUCUUUUCUGAAGAGCUGAGGGACCCAGGGCUUGGAUUUGGAGGGCACAGGAGCUGGAUCUGUGGGACACAGGGACUGGAUUUGGAUUUGGGUUUGGAUUUGGGUUUGGAUUUGGAUUUGGAGGACACAGGGGCUGGAGCUGUGGGACACAGGGACUGGAUUUGGAUUUGGGUUUGGAUUUGGGUUUGGAUUUGGAUUUGGAGGACACAGGGGCUGGAGCUGUGGGACACAAGGAUUGGAUUUGGAUUUGGAUUUGGGUUUGGAUUUGGAUUUGGAUUUGGAUUUGGAUUUGGAGAGCACAGGGGCUGGAUCUGUGGGACACAGGGACUGGAUUUGGAUUUGGGUUUGGAUUUGGGUUUGGAUUUGGAUUUGGAGGACACAGGGGCUGGAUCUGUGGGACACAGGGAUUGGAUUUGGGUUUGGAUUUGGAUUUGGAUUUGGAGAGCACAGGGGCUGGAUCUGUGGGACACAGGGAUUGGAUUUGGAUUUGGACUUGGAUUUGGGUUUGGAUUUGGGUUUGGAUUUGGAGAGCACAGGGGCUGGAUCUGUGGGACACAGGGAUUGGAUUUGGAUUUGGA